Messenger RNA from Sciurus carolinensis (gray squirrel), 1044 nucleotides. RefSeq names its product heterogeneous nuclear ribonucleoprotein A1-like. The coding region runs from base 53 to 1015 and encodes 320 amino acids. Lineage: Eukaryota; Metazoa; Chordata; Mammalia; Rodentia; Sciuridae. The record is from RefSeq and is a predicted model, not a curated record. The transcript has a single exon. Gene Ontology annotation, molecular function: RNA binding.
CCGUGGACGCCGCCGAGAAAGCAUCGUUGAAGUCUCUGUUCCUGCUGCCGUCAUGUCUAAAUCAGAGUCCCCUAAAGAGCCCGAACAGCUGCGGAAGCUAUUCAUCGGAGGGCUGAGCUUUGAAACAACUGAUGAGAGUCUGAGAAGCCAUUUUGAGCAAUGGGGAACCCUCACGGACUGUGUGGUAAUGAGAGACCCAAACACCAAGCGCUCCAGGGGCUUUGGGUUUGUCACUUAUGCCACUGUGGAGGAAGUGGAUGCAGCCAUGAAUGCAAGACCUCACAAGGUGGAUGGAAGAGUUGUGGAACCAAAGAGAGCUGUCUCAAGAGAAGAUUCUCAAAGACCAGGGGCCCACUUAACUGUGAAAAAGAUCUUUGUUGGUGGCAUUAAAGAAGACACUGAAGAACAUCAUCUACGAGAUUAUUUUGAACAGUAUGGGAAAAUUGAAGUUAUUGAAAUCAUGACUGACAGAGGCAGCGGAAAGAAGAGGGGCUUUGCUUUUGUAACUUUUGACGACCAUGACUCUGUGGAUAAGAUUGUCAUUCAGAAAUACCAUACUGUGAAUGGCCACAACUGUGAAGUGAGGAAAGCCCUGUCAAAGCAAGAGAUGGCUAGUGCUUCAUCUAGUCAAAGAGGUCGAAGUGGUUCUGGAAACUUUGGUGGUGGUCACGGAGGUGGUUUUGGUGGAAAUGACAAUUUUGGUCGUGGAGGAAACUUCAGUGGUCGUGGUGGCUUUGGUGGCAGCCGUGGUGGUGGUGGAUAUGGUGGCAGCGGGGAUGGCUACAAUGGAUUUGGUAAUGAUGGAAGCAAUUUUGGAGGUGGUGGAAGCUACAAUGAUUUUGGCAAUUACAACAAUCAGUCAUCAAAUUUUGGACCCAUGAAGGGUGGAAACUUUGGAGGCAGAAGCUCUGGACCUUAUGGUGGUGGAGGCCAAUACUUUGCCAAACCACGAAACCAAGGUGGCUAUGGCGGUUCCAGCAGCAGCAGUAGCUAUGGCAGUGGCAGAAGGUUUUAAUAUUGCCAGGAAACGAAGCUUAGCAGGAG